This is a messenger RNA of Alnus glutinosa, 1832 nucleotides long. RefSeq names its product serine/threonine protein phosphatase 2A 55 kDa regulatory subunit B beta isoform-like. Gene Ontology annotation, cellular component: protein phosphatase type 2A complex; cytosol. The record is from RefSeq and is a predicted model, not a curated record. Gene Ontology annotation, molecular function: protein phosphatase regulator activity; protein binding. Gene Ontology annotation, biological process: peptidyl-serine dephosphorylation. NCBI's taxonomy places the organism in Eukaryota, Viridiplantae, Streptophyta, Magnoliopsida, Fagales, Betulaceae. The coding region runs from base 233 to 1759 and encodes 508 amino acids. The transcript has 14 exons.
AAUGCUAUUUUGGCGCAUAAUCUUGAAAACCAUUUCUCGGAGAAUUCGAGUGGAGAGAAUAGAAGCUCAGGGGAAUCAGAAUCUCCUUCCAACCGAGAAAUAGAAUCACCGUCUUUUUCCUUUUCCCUUUUCCCUUUCGCUUUGGCUUUGUGAAUUCCCACAAAUUAGCUCCUAAUGGCGAGCUUGUGACUCGUGAGGGACCGAUCGAAACGUCGCCGCUUCGAAAGCAGCCAUGACUUUGAGCACAGACUCUCGCACUCCUCUGGAGUGGAAGUUCUCCCAGGUCUUCGGCGAACGAGCUCCCGGAGAGGACCUCCAAGACGUUGAUAUCAUAACGACGAUGGGAUUCGAUAAGAGUGGAGAUUACCUUGGUGUUGGAGAUCGAGGCGGCCGUGUUGUAAUUUUCGAAAGAAAGGAUGGGAAAGAUACUUCAAAUCAGCACCUUUCUCGGAAUGAGUUGGAGCAGAUGGAUUUUUGUUUCACAGGCCAUCCUCAAUUCCAAUAUAAGACCGAGUUUCAGAGUCAUGAGCCUGAGUUUGAUUAUUUGAAGAGUCUGGAAAUUGAAGAGAAGAUCAACAAAGUAAGAUGGUGUGCAACACAGAAUGGAUCGCAAUUUGUCCUUUCAACAAAUGAUAAGACGAUUAAACUGUGGAAGGUCAAGGAACAUAGAGUGAAGAAAGUAAAAGAAAUUGACCAUAAUCCACUUGUGUGUUCAGAGAAUGCACUUUUGGCUGAAAGGAGUUUCAUGAGUGGGCAAGAUAAACCAUCUGUUGAUAAUGGCUAUCAUCUUGAAUGGACAGAAAAGAUGGCUGCAAACACUUCGCCAUUUCAAGAAGUGCAUUCCAAGAUUGCUGAUAUUGAAGACACUGCUCGCACAAGAUGUCGAAAGGUGUAUGCUCAUGCUCAUGAUUUUAACAUUAACUCCAUCUCAAAUAAUAGUGAUGGUGAGACAUUUAUUUCUGCGGAUGACCUGAGAAUAAACUUGUGGAACCUUGAGAUUAGUGAUCAGUGUUUCAAUAUCAUGGAUAUGAAGCCAUCAAACAUGGAGGAUCUUACUGAGGUCAUAACAUCAGCUGAAUUCCAUCCAAUUCACUGCAAUCUGCUUGCAUACAGCAGCUCUAGAGGUUUUAUUCGUCUAGUUGACAUGCGGCGUUCAGCAUUAUGUGAACACAGUGCAAGAAUAUUACAAGAUGGAGGAUCUCAUGGGUUUAAAUCAUUUUUCACAGAGAUCAUUGCGUCCAUCUCUGAUAUAAAGUUUUCAAAUGAUGGGCGGCACAUCUUAAGUCGUGAUUACAUGAAUCUGAAGCUGUGGGACAUUCAUAUGGAUUCAUCGCCAGUUACAACAUUCAAGAUUCAUGAUCACUUGAACCCUAGGUUAUGUGAGUUGUAUAAUAACGACUCAAUAUUUGAUAAAUUUGAUUGCUGCCUUAGUGGAGAUGGAACUCAUUUUGCAACUGGAUCUUACAGCAAUCUGUUACGUGUUUUCUCCCAUGGUGCUGGAGGUGCAGAAGGGAUCACAAUAGAAGCUAGCAAGAGUCCCGGCAGGAGGCCACUUCGUGAUGCUGCUCCAAGGACUAGAAGGUCAUCCUUAAGCAACCUGACACGGGGACUUUAUCGCCUUGGGCAUGAAAACUCAAGCUCAGGUACUAAUGAAUUCUCUUGUAACUUAAGCUCCAAGCUACUACAUUUGGCAUGGCAUCCAACAACAAAUUUAAUUGCUUGUGCCGCUGGGAAUAGCUUGCUCAUGUACUAUGCAUAAUUUCCUGUACAGUUGUACUCCUAACAAUAGAAAGAUGCCUUAAAUCAAAUAAUCAUAGGAAUUUUUAUGUGCA